GGUGUUUGUCCAGCCUCUCUCAAUCUCACAGACAAACGAGCAGCAGACUGAUAGGCACUGAAGCACAACACUACAGGAUAACUGGUUCACUAUGAUGCCUUCUCUUUUUUGUGCCCUAUUCUGGGUCUUGUUUGCCGGUGCUACCUUGAAUGGAGGGACAGAGACUCAUCAGACUGAACCCAAUGUGACUGAGGGAACAGAGAGAUGGAACAAGACAGACACAAAUCCUUUUGAACAGAAUGAAAACCAAACAUUAGAACAUACACAUACCCUCACUGAUUCACCUACACACCAAAUAACAGAGCAUACACACACACACACUACUCAACAGACAGACCUGCUGAGUCGAGAAGAACCUUAUCCAUCCAACCUCUGUCAGGAUAAUAUUCCGGAUUAUUAUGAAUAUGAAUCACCCACCAUUUCUAAGCCGUUCGUUAAAGAAUGUCUAAGAGAUCCUCCGGGAAAGGACUGCAAUUCAGCCUCAGGAGAGCAGAAGUGUCACUAUUUAAAGGAAUAUUCCUGCUUCAUCUACCCGUCCAAUAAACUCAACUGCUCCUGGACAUCCCACAAGCUCCCUGAUGGCAGCCAAUACUCUGCCUCUGUCAUUGUGUGUAAAAAAAACGCCAUCUCUACUGUUGAUUGUGUGGGGAAUAAUGUUGGUGGAGGAACUCAGUCCGGAGCCAUGGUCAAUUGCCAUGGAGAGGUGGAUGCUAUUCGCAAAGAUUCUGCGGAUUCGCUGAUUUUCAGUGUGAACGUGUCUACACCUAAUAUCUCGUGCCUCUACACUACUAAGUUUCACUUCAAAAACAUAGUGGUGCUGAGUCCUCCCGCCAAUGUCACGGUUCAAAGGGUCAAGGGAGGGGAUUUGCUAGUCCAGUGGGCUACUCCCUACAGCCAGUGGAACUUUGGGCCUAAUUGCUUUGAAUACGAAUUAUCCAUCAACAACAAAGAGCUGAGGAAGAUUGUAGAAUUUCACAUAGAAACAAAUGCAGACCCCUCACUCGCCUAUCAGGUAAAGAUCAGGACAAAGCCAAGUGGGCAGUGCCAUGAAGUUCACCACUGGAGUGCCUGGAGUAGUGCCAUUGACGUGCCAGCGGAUACAUCAACCCAGUUCAACCCAUUGGUGAUUAUUGGUAUCUCCCUUGGAAUACCCAUGAUUCUCCUGGCAUUUCUGAUAUUGUUCAGGCCCCAGAGGGUGUCCAAACUUCUAUUUCCACCCAUACCCCAGCCUCCCAAGAAGAUUAAACUUCUCCUUGAAAGAGAAGACUUGUUCCAGAUUGUCCCUACCCCCUUAUCCAAAUACGUGGAUGACAUUACUAUAGUGGAGGAAGCAGAAGAGACUCCAGAGAAGGAUCCAGUCACUAGCUGGUAAGCUGGCAUGGAGACAGCAGCACCAUUGGCUUCUUUAACCCUAAUCCAUAUUGAAAUCAGCUCCUUUACAGCAAUUUAUGUUAGGCUAAGAAGUUUCCAAUGGUGAGAAGAAUUGGAAAAGUGAUGACAUACCAUAGUUAACAUGAGUUAAAUUAACUGCAAUUGUGAAUGAAAUGGAAAGUGUCUGCGACUCACAUAUACAUACUGUUAUUUCAGAAACUGGUGUGCUUUAUUAAUGGUGCACAGCAAAGCUUGAAAUGUUGCCUCUUAGUAGGCAGUGGGGAGUGGCCAUGAAUACCAUGUGGACUCAUUCACUCGUGUUUUAUACAAAACAGUCAGUGGACUAAAGGUUUUAAGUAGAUUGUGUAAUACAUCAAUCGCCAUGCAGCUAUGCUAUGACUCGUGCAAUUAUUGCACGAAAAAAUUAAUACUUUUUAAGUUGUAUAAAGCUGGGAAAAAGUUUGACUUAAUCCUGGUCAUUUUUGUAGUGCCGUUUUGUUUGAAAUAAACAUUUGCUUUGUUGAGUUGGUAUAAUAGCACAUGGCAUAUGUUGCACAUCCAGGUAGGAGUCACUUUAGAUCAGAUAUUGGAUCAGUAUACAUCCUCAUAGCAAUCAGUGGGCAGGCUUGAAGUAUCUUGGGUAAAAAACAGAGGAGUAAGUCCACCUGGUGGGCACAUAACAUAACAGCAAAUGAACACUCCUCAAAAUCCACCUCCCCAAGGUUUUUUAUUUACUUACGCCAACCCACUACCCCCCCCCCCCCCUCCGCAACCCUGCCCAUAUGUGUAGACAAAACAAAGUAAAACUACAUAUUUAAAUUUGUAUACACUGUAAUAAAACAUGUUUAAAUACU
Molecule: messenger RNA, 2225 nt
Organism: Hypomesus transpacificus
Lineage: Eukaryota; Metazoa; Chordata; Actinopteri; Osmeriformes; Osmeridae
Product: granulocyte-macrophage colony-stimulating factor receptor subunit alpha-like
Exons: 10
Coding region: 92-1372 (426 amino acids)
Biological process (GO): cytokine-mediated signaling pathway
Cellular component (GO): external side of plasma membrane
Molecular function (GO): protein binding; cytokine receptor activity
Source: RefSeq, a predicted model, not a curated record